CAAUAGCUACGGUGUAGAUUUUUUGAUCGUAUACGUUCCUUUAUCAAAUAUACACCAACAACAAUUGAAAAGCAUGCAAAGUUGUUAAACGCGAAUACAGGAGGAAUGCUUUAGUUAUCGAACAUUAAAAUGAAUAAUAAAUUAGAGUUCAAUAACUUGGUUGUCACCAACAAGAAGAAGAUACAACAAGUAAAGACGAAGACCAUUCAGAAAUUGGUUCAAAAAAUUAAGAAACUUAAGUAUUUAUUGGAUAAAAACCCUGAAAAUGACAAGAAUAAGGAACGCUUUCGCAAAGCUACUUUAUGUCUAGAGGAAUUGAAGAAAUUGAAGUGCAUUGCUCUGAUGAAACGCGUUUUAAUGCUGGAAAAAUCUCCAUCAGCGAUUUUAACGAAUGGAUUAUCCUUACCGGAUGAAGUGGCUGUUGCAAUGGUUACUGUCAAUAAGUUUAUGGAAGAGCUUGUCAAGGUUUUCAGAGAAAAAUUAGGAAUUUCAAACGAUAAUAAAAACUGGAAAAAGGAGUUAAUGCAAGCGAGUAAAAAAGAAAUUAAGGCAAUUAAAACGGAGAAGAAACGAAAAAGUCGUCAAAUUUUAAAAGAACAAAAAGCCCUAUCUCGCAAACGUACGGAGUGGUUGAAAAAUCGAAAUAGUACACAAAACGUAGAAAAUAUUAAUGAGCAAAACAACAAAAUGGUAAUUGAAAAAAAUGAUGAGGGUGCUAACGUAUCUACGCUAGGUUAUUGGAAAAUAGAGGAAAUUGACGACAAACCUCCGGUUAAGAGGGAAAUAGGAAAAGUAAAAGUAAAAGAGUCGAAAGAACAACCAAUUAAUAAAAAACGUAAAAAAUCCCAGGAAAAUAUUAUCGAUAUUUUUGAUAAUGAAGAUCAGCAAUCCCCUAAAUCAGAGGAAAUUAAAAACCAUUCUAAAAAGAUCCAUGCGGAAGAAUCACCUGAAUGUUUAAAUACUCCUUUUGUAAUCAACUACGGAGAUAACAAUGAUUUAGAAAAAACUGAUAUUGAAGAAAAUGUGACGCACGUUAUUGAUCCAUUCUUUAUCACAGAUAGUGGUGAAAAUUACCGGUCUUCUGCUGUUGUCGUUCGUAAUGGGAAAGUUGUUGACCCGCAAAUCUCUCAAAAAACUCUAGAUAUAGGAUCAUUUGAACAUAAGCAAAGAAAAUCUACCGAUAUUUACAGAAACCAUCCAAAAAAUAAUAAUUAUGGAGUAAGUAAUGCAAAAGAAAGAAUUUCGCACAAAUCUUUUCGAGAGACGGUUAAGGAAAACAAAACGGAAGGGUUGCAUCCAUCUUGGGCGGCAAAACAGAAACAUAAAACCGUUAUAGGCUCCUUUCAAGGCAAGAAAAUUAAAUUUGAAGAUGACAACAAUCAAGUCGAGGAUAUCUAUGAUAAUUCAAAAGCAAUCAAAUCAGAUAGUCAGUAUAAAACGCAUUUAUCAGCAAACAUUAGAAAAAAUGAUCAUAAAGCAAAAGAUUUGCAUCCUUCUUGGGCUGCAAAACAGAAAUUGAAUGCGACCAUAACUGAUUUUAAAGGGAAGAAAAUAACGUUUGGAGAUGAAGAGGUGUUGCAAUCCAGUUCUGUUCAUAUUAACGCACCAUUAGAGCUUGAAAGCCUAAAUACAACCAAAGGACUCCAUCCCUCAUGGUUAGCAAAACAGAAACAAAAACCAACAAUAACUACUUUUCAGGGGAAAAAGACGACUUUUCAAGACGAUGAAUAAACACUUCCACGCUCGACCAACUUUCACUUCAUUUUCUGACCAGUUUUUGGGAUCAUCAAAAAAUUCCAUCAGAUCUCGGCAUGGACUGGUACAAUGGAAUGAUCGCGCACUCAAAUCAACCAAAGGAGCAUUCUGAUAUAUUUGUUGUUGCUGGCAUUGUAUUCUGCGAUUACAAGAAUCAGGUUAUGUAAAUGAAAUUAUUUUAUAAAUGACAAUUCAAGAAUUAUUUUACCUGUUCAAUAAUAAAGGAGUCACACAUUUAUUUGAGAUACUCGUACAAACGAAUUUUACAGUUUUUGCCGCAUUCAAUAUUUUUAAAACCGAACUCAUUUUCCUCUUAAAAGUAUUAUUAAUGCAUGAAGCAAUUCCGACAAAACAGCUGUUUUACAUUUAUGGUUUAAUAUGACUUAUGAAUUCACAAUAACCACCUAUUUAAUUUACAACAUUACACAAUUUAAAUAAAAAAUUUCAGAUUAUUACCUAUAGAACUCAGUAUCAUUAGUUAGUAGUAUUAGUCCAUAAAUUAAUUUUACAUUAUAUGACAAUUGUUCUGAUUCAAUCAGAACCUUAAACAUUAUUGAGUCGCUCCGAUAUGAGUGCUUAUAAGCCUUAAUUUUUAGGUUCUUUACACCAUUCACAGUAUACUUUUCACGGUUAUCAACACUGUAAUACUUCGGGUAGCAUUCAAUAUUCCGCCAUUUUUCAUUUUCUCUAUCUGUCGGCGUUGUUCUUGAGAAACAUUUAAACACAGUCAAUUUUUAUGCAAAAAACUAUAAAACAAAUAGUUCCAACAGAAUAAUACAUCAUAGAGUUGAAUAACAUUUAAAAAGUGCAAAUUACGUGAAAUUCACAAAUUGU
Zeugodacus cucurbitae (melon fly) is the source of this 2589-nucleotide messenger RNA. RefSeq names its product GATOR complex protein WDR24 (gene Rlb1). Gene Ontology annotation, biological process: maturation of SSU-rRNA. Lineage: Eukaryota; Metazoa; Arthropoda; Insecta; Diptera; Tephritidae. The coding region runs from base 130 to 1731 and encodes 533 amino acids. Gene Ontology annotation, cellular component: 90S preribosome; nucleus. The transcript is spliced from 4 exons. The record is from RefSeq and is a predicted model, not a curated record.